GUUCCCCUCAGAGCAGAAGAACCGGAGAACCAGCUGCAGCCAGAUCACUACUGAGCAGCUUUUAAUUUAUUUAACUGUUUUUAUUAUCAUCUCACUUCUCUUAUCUGAUGUCCACAACUCUGAUACAAGUUCAGAAAUAGUGAUUCAGUUACUCCUGAGAACCCCGAGACAAGGGGUCGAACGCUUCGCCAAAUCCCGUUGGGCGAGGAGCACCCGGAACAGAGAGGAGAGCCAUGGAGAGCCUGCACUCCCACUGCAUGAACUGCAUCAAGAGACGGUGCAUGGUGCGCCCUGAGCCGGGGGUGUGCUGCGACCUGAUUGGCUGCCCUCUUGUGUGCGGGGCGGUGUUUCACUCCUGCAAGUUGGAGGAGCACCGGCUGCUGUGCCCGUACGAGCGGCUGCCCUGCAUCAACUGCGGCUUCGGCUGCCCCUUCAGCAUCGCCCGCAUCCGCAUGUCGAAGCACCUGGAGACGUGCCCGGCCAGCAUCGUGUGCUGCACCAUGGAGUGGAACCGCUGGCCGGUCAGCUACGCCGACCAGGAGUCCUACGAGAACCUGAGCCGAGACUUCGACGAGGUGGAGCAGCUGGACAUGGCCCUGGCUCUGCAGGACCAGAGGAUGCUGCUGGAGUCCCUGAAGGUCACCACCACCGUGUCCCGCAACGGGGACAAGGACAGGGACCACAAGAUGUCCACAGCGGCGUCCAGCGUUCCGGAGGCACCGGGGGCCGCCGUGGAGAUGGAGGAGGAGCCGCCAUACAACGGGGGCUUCAGAGCUUCGGUGGAGACCAGCCGGAGUCUGGCCGCUGCGCUGGACAUCCUCACCAACUCCAAGGACAUCGAGGUGAUCGUGGGGGGGUUAAACGGAGAGAAGAAGAACGGGGGGAGCCACGUCUACGCUGCAGAGGGGGGGAAGAACGUGGACAUGAAAGAGGACUCGGACUCAGACUGUGAGCUGGGGGCGGUGGGGGGGGUGGACUGUGCGGUCGGGACGGACGACGGCAUCGGCUGGGUGGAGGAGAGCGACUUUGUGGAGCUGAUUUUCCAGGAGAAGGAGGAGAGCAUCGAGGAGGAGGAGAGCAUCGAUGACUCUCAACUGGUGUGGCCGGCGCUGCCAACAGACUUCCUGCCCGUGGCGCUGCAGGCUCCGGACUUCCUGCCCGUGGCGCUGCAGGCUCCGGACUUCCUGCCCGUGGCGCUGCAGGCUCCAGACUUCCUGCCCGUGGCGCUACUCCCCCCGGCACCCCAGCUCCCCCCGGCUGCAACCCCCAUGCCCUUCCUGCUGUCAGAGCACGUGAUACGGAGCGGCUUCCUGCAGCACCUCCCCUCGGAGCUGCGGUACCGCUGCCUGGAGCGGAAGCUGCAAAGCGUGGAGGUGCUGCGGGGGAUCAGCAUGUUCACCUUCAACGGGCGCCGGGCGCUGCUGUCAGACCCCUACCUGUUCCGCGCCAAAAUGGAGGACAAGUCCGUCGACACGUCGGACCUGGAGGUGGCGGACGACCCGAUGGGGCUGCACGGCAUCGACCUGAUCACGGCGGCGCUGCUCUUCUGCCUGGGCGACUCCCCCGGGGGGCGGGGCAUCUCCGACAGCCGCUUCGUGGACGGGUACCACAUCGACUUCGGCACGCAGACCUUCUCCUUCCCCUCCGCCAUCCUGGCCACCAGCACCAUGGUGGGGGACGUGGCGUCGGCCUCGGCCUGCGACCACGCCAGCCCCCAGCUGUCCAACCCCAGCCCCUUCCACACCCUCAGGCUGGACCUGGUGCUGGAGUGCGUGGCCCGAUACCAGACCAAGCAGCGCUCCAUGUUCACCUUCGUGUGCGGGCAGCUGUUCCGGCGGGACGAGUUCUCCUCGCACUUCAAGAACGUGCACGGGGACAUCCACGCCGGGCUGAACGGCUGGAUGGAGCAGCGCUGCCCCCUGGCGUACUACGGCUGCACCUACAGCCAGCGCCGCUUCUGCCCCUCGGUGCAGGGCUUCCGGAUCGUGCACGACCGGCACCUGGGCUCCUUCGGGGUGCAGCCCGGCUACCCGCGGGGCCGCCGGCGGGGCGGGGCUCAGGGGGACCAGCUAAGCGGCCUGCCCUUUGAGGUGCUGCAGCACGUGGCUUCCUUCCUGGACUCCUUCAGCCUGUGCCAGCUGUCCCGGGUGUCGCGCACCAUGAGGGAGGUGUGCGGCAGCCUGCUGCAGAUGAGGGGUAUGGUGGUGCUGCUGUGGGACAAGAUCCGGAGACCGGAUGGGUCCUCGUCGUGGCAGAUCACCGACAAGGUGUGGCGCUUCAGCACGGCGUUCGGCACGGUGAACGAGUGGAAGUUCGCCAACAUCGCCAGCAUGGCGGACCACCUGAAGAAGUGCAGGUUCAACCAGGUCUCCCGGCGCGAGGAGGCCGUCCCGCUGCCCUGCAUGUGCUUCACCCGGGAGCUCACCAGGGAGGGCCGGUGCCUCAGGUCGGUGCUCAAACCUGUGGCGUGAGGACUCAGAACCCCCUCCCCCCCUGGUGUUUACAGACUGACCCUCCUCUCUGAGGCAGCAGCAGACCCUCCUCUCUGAGGCAGCAGCAGACCCUCCUCUCUGAGGCAGCAGCAGACCCUCCUCUGAGGGGUUCCUGAACCCCUUUUUAUUUGUAUAUCUCAGAGGAACCGCCUUACUGCCUGCUCUCCUGUCAGUCUCUUUUCUCUGGAGGCUUCCUGCUCUUGGAGGGAGCUCUCACAGAUGUGCGGCUUUAUCUCUACCAGUUUAAAUAAUAAUUAAAUUCCCCAAUCUGGAGACCUGACAUCCCCUCGGACUCUGAGACUCUGGGAUGCACAUUUUAAAAUAUUCUGACAUCUGUCAGCAACAGUCCUCAUUCAUUAAAGUAAAGGCCUUAACAGACUAUUAUGGUCUGUCGGCUACAGAAGCGCAUUAGGGCCACAUGUUAACAAAAUGAUUAAAAUUGGACCAAAAGUGAAGUUUUUCAGAAAAAGUCUGAAUCAUUUUUGCUCCGAAUUCAGAUUUCUUUGGUCAGUCAAAAAAGACUUUUGGUCCAAUUUGUUUUUGUAUCUUCUUCUUAAUCAACGCCUAAUAUACAAAAAUAGUCAUUCAAACGGUCUGCCUACAGGGUUUAUUCUGGCUCUUCUGACAACUUCUGGAAUAAAUAGCUUUACUGAAUUAUUUUCCCACUCGAACACUAUGCUAAGCUACAGCUAACUAGCCGCAGGUAGCUUUACCGGGUCGUUCUCUCCAGAGAUGAAUGUCAGUGAGUGUCGGACCUCAUUAACCCUGCAGGACAGGGACACAUACACACUCAGUAGCUAUGUUCUCACACUCUAUUUACCAUGUUGUUGUUGUUGUCGUCGUUGCUGUCUCAGGGGUGCAGCAGGAGGAGAGCUGCUCAGUAUUAGACUAACAGCAGGGGGUAAAUCACCUGGUUUGAUAUCAUUCUGCAUACAGAGUCUACAGUGACUUCCUGUGAGGAACGCUGAGGUUCUGCAGAAGAGAAACUGACUGAAGAAGAAGAAGAAGAAAUAAUGUUUGAUGUUUUUAUAUUUUUUGGAGUUUGGUUUGUUUUACAUUGUUUUGUACCGGUACUUUCCCUGUGUGAUGAGAUCAUGGGUUUGCACAUGAAGGCACGUACUGUAAGACGUUAUUAUUUGUGAAGUAGCGGGACGGUUUCUCCCUCGAGUUUCUGCAUGAGUUUGGUUUCCUCAGUUUUACAGUUUUCUCUCUCAGGCACGUGAAGCACAUUUUCAUAUUAACGCUAAUGUUUUUUUAAAUCACAUUUUCCUCCUCUUCACGCUUGGAGCAUCGAAGCACUCUGGUCCUCCGAGGUUUUUAUGAAAGAGAACCAGCUCGGUUUUUUAAUAAUGCAGACUUUGUAUAAAACAGAUAUUUGUAAUUUAAUAAAGACUCAGUUUUUAAACGUG
Eleginops maclovinus (Patagonian blennie) is the source of this 3901-nucleotide messenger RNA. RefSeq names its product F-box protein 30a (gene fbxo30a). Gene Ontology annotation, molecular function: zinc ion binding; ubiquitin protein ligase activity; protein binding. The record is from RefSeq and is a predicted model, not a curated record. The coding region runs from base 234 to 2471 and encodes 745 amino acids. Lineage: Eukaryota; Metazoa; Chordata; Actinopteri; Perciformes; Eleginopidae. The transcript is spliced from 3 exons.